CCACACUUUCGAAACCCGUCUUUAACCAUGGGUAAAGUAAGUGGUUAAGGUAGGCCCUUCCUUAACCCUCCUGUCCGCAGGGCAGCCGCGCUGCAGCUCUGCUUCCAGCUCUGUUCAGAUUCUACCUGGCCAGCCAAUUUUCCGCUUUGCCUUCUCAGUCUGCUUCUGCUACAGGCGCCAGCUGCUUCUGUAUGCACUCUCUGCCUGGUUUACACUGAGUUAUGGCGCCAAACAACCCCACAAUUGCCCUGGGUAAGGAAGGUCUGAAAGCUUCAAAGCUCGGGUUUGGAUGCAUGGGCAUGAGCUGGGCCUAUGGGCCACCACCUGCGGAGGAACAGUCUCUUGCUGUGCUACAGAAGGCUGUUGAUUCUGGCAUUACGCUUUUCAACUCAGCCGACUUCUAUGGGAAGGAUGGUCACAACGAGAAGCUGCUUGGAAAGGCGUUCGCUCACCAGAGGGAGAAGGUCGUGUUGGCUGUGAAAUUCGGUGCUAUCUUGAGCGAACAUGGCCUGCAGCUCCAAGCAGACCCAGAUUUUGUCAGGGCUUCCUGCGAGGCUUCUUUGAAGCGACUCGGCACAGAGUACAUAGAUCUGUAUAUUCUGGCGCGUACUGAUGAGAAAGUCCCAAUUGAAACUACGGUGAAAGCCAUGGUUGAGUUGAAAGACGAGGGCAAGAUCAAGCACCUGGGCCUGUCAGAAGUGAGCGCCGCGACCAUCCGACGAGCUCACAAGGUGCACCCAAUCACAGCGAUCGAGCUCGAGUGGUCGCUUUGGGAGCGGUCUGUGGAGGCAGAGAUUAUUCCCACUUGCAGGGAGCUCGGAAUCGGCAUCAUUGCCUACAGUCCCCUCGGCCGCGGCUUCUUCUCCGACAAGCCAAGCGCCAUCGGGCCAGGCGACUUCAGGGCCAUCACACCGCGUUUCAACUCUGAGAACCUGGAGAAGAAUCGGCAGCUGUUGGAGAACGUGAAGAAGAUUGCGGAGCGGAAGGGCGCGACGACCAGCCAGCUGGCGCUGGCGUGGGUUCUCUCACGUGGGGAUGACGUCGUGCCGAUUCCGGGGACUACGAAAUUGGCUAACCUCGAGAGCAACUUGGGCGCACUGGACAUCAAGCUUUCCCCAGAGGAGAUUAAAGAGUUGGAAGACGCAGUUCCCGCUCACCUUGUACACGGGAUUCGUUACCCAGAGCACGCGUUGAAGGCGACUCACGAGUUCGAGAAGACACCAGAACUCGACGGGUAACAUCACAAGGAUUCAAUGUGGGACAAGGAUAAAGAUAAGCAUGCUUGCGGCUCCUCGCUUGGGAAUAGACAUCGUCCAGGUUCUGUAAGUUAUUCUUGUUUGCUGCUUCGUCAAAGCUAGGCGCGCUCGUCAAAGUUUUGUGGCGGGUCCGUGGUCUUAUAGACUGGCGACGUGCCCACUUGCUUGCUGUUGCUAGGUAGCUCGAUCAAACUGCACGCAGCACGCUUAACAUAGAUCGACGGAUGCAUAUAAAGACGAUCUCGAGCCCGGUCGUUCAGACGGUGUCAUGAAUGAUUUGCUGACGGCCCGGCCAGCCGGCAUGUGACGAGUAGAGGCUUGCCUAAGGUACGUUGACGCAUCACCGAUUGAAUCUCGAACUUGAAGC
This is a messenger RNA of Klebsormidium nitens, 1623 nucleotides long. NCBI's taxonomy places the organism in Eukaryota, Viridiplantae, Streptophyta, Klebsormidiophyceae, Klebsormidiales, Klebsormidiaceae. The record is from the annotation of a GenBank genome assembly.